Messenger RNA from Erpetoichthys calabaricus (reedfish), 2687 nucleotides. RefSeq names its product F-box protein 4 (gene fbxo4). Bases 306 to 1445 code for a protein of 379 amino acids. Gene Ontology annotation, molecular function: protein binding. Gene Ontology annotation, biological process: protein polyubiquitination; SCF-dependent proteasomal ubiquitin-dependent protein catabolic process. Gene Ontology annotation, cellular component: SCF ubiquitin ligase complex. NCBI's taxonomy places the organism in Eukaryota, Metazoa, Chordata, Cladistia, Polypteriformes, Polypteridae. The transcript is spliced from 7 exons. The record is from RefSeq and is a predicted model, not a curated record.
UAGCACGACAGGUAGUUUGUUGGAAGAAAACUACAAACACUCCCACAAUGCUCCACGCUGCCGUGUUUUGCUGUCAAGGAAGCGGACACGUGGAACUCGUUGCGCUGCAACAGUUACGUACGUUCAUAAUAUUUUCUAAUUACAGGGGAAGUACUUGCGGAUGUUCAGUCGGUCUUCAGCUACCAUUAACUGGUAUAGACUGCUAGUCAUAUACUAUUCAUUCGUGGCAGUAAAGUAUAUGUGCUUUUGCACUCUUUUCUUGCAAUAGUUAUUUUUUCUCGCAAAAUUGCUAAAAUAUUAAACUUAUGGCAGUAAAUGAACGGGGUGGAUGGGAGUCCGUCGUCAUAGAGAGCCUAAGGAGUUUCAGAGACAGAUACUUACAAAGUGUCAGAAAUGUCAGUCGGAGUGAUCAUCUGAUGAAAAGGUCCAAUGAUGAGGCGUCCGCUACUGAAAGCCAUUUGGAAAGAUUACCAAUUGACUUGCACCUGUAUAUAAUGUCUUUCCUUUCACCUCAAGAUCUUUGUCGUCUGAGCUGUACAAGCCAUUACUGGAACAGUACUGUUCAUGAUCCUUUACUGUGGCGAUAUUUCCUUUUAAGAGACAUUCCUUUAUGGUCAUCUGUUAAUCAUAAUUCACUACCUGACUUGGAAGUAUUAACUAAAACUUCAUCUGAAUUGUUGGAAAAUGCAAACCAUGACUACAUGUCACAAUAUUUAAAAAGUUGCCCAGAGUGCAGAAGGUAUGGAAAACCUAACAGACCUGUAUAUGGUGCAGUUACAUCUUUCUUACAUUCCCUGGUGGUAAACACAGAGCCCAGGUUUGCUAUGUUUGGACCAGGUUUGGAGCAGUUGGAUGUUUCUCUGCUGACAAAGAUGAUGUAUUCUCCAGAAGUGCUACCAGUUGCAGGCCUGCCUCAAAGACAAAUAAAUGGAAUUGGUUCAGGAAUCAGUUUCAUGUUUAAGAACCAGCAAAAGCUUAAUAUAAUCACUCUCUACUCUGCUGUUAGGAAAGAAAGGGAGCGUGCUCGAACAGAACAGAACAAUAUUCAGAAUCCAGCUUUCCUUCAGGGUGAUGAAAGAGCCACAGAGAACUGUACAAGGAGGUACACAGUUAUCCCUCUUGUGGAAAAUGUCUGCAAUGUGGUAGAUGGUUUCAUUUAUGUUGCCAAUGCUGAGUCAAACAGAAGUCAUGAACGUGAAAAUGAAUUUGAGCAGAUCCAGGCAAUGUUAUGUCAACCUUAUGCCACUUCAAACCGGCCUUUACUGGUUCUGUCUUGUAUUUCAAGAGCAGGAGUAAAUAAAAUUCCUAGUAUUUACAUGGCACAUCAAUUACAUUUAAAUAAACUUUCAUUUCCUUGGUUGGUUCAAGAUACUGAAGCUGAAACACUAAUUGGACUUCUUGAUGGGAUUGAAUGGUUAUUACGAGAAUCAGGAAUGAAUGUCUAGAAGUAAAGGAGCAUACAAACUGAAUUGUACAGCCUAGAAAACCUUUGAACAUUUGUACACUUUGUUAUAUUUUUUAAACUGUAAAUUGACAGUUGCACAUCUAUAUUAUGUGUUAAUAAUUCACUAGUCUAAAGUUUUGUAACAUAUAUGAUAUAUUGUCGAUAACAUACUUAGCUUUUUUAUUUCAAUAUUUUAUUGACCUUGAAGGUCUUUACUGCAAUAAGCCACUUUAAAAUGAAUGAAUGGAUGGAUUAUUUAUAUUCUUCUUCAUAAAUUGGAACAGGUGGUUUUAGAAAGUUAUUAGUAUAUUUUACAAGUUCAUAUGCUCACCUAAAAUUAAGUUCCUUUAUCUAGUGGUUUAUUGUUAGCCCACACACACAAACAUACAGUAGGUGUUAAAGAAUGAAAUGAAAUGAAAAUUAAAAUGUUUUAAGAAAUGUAGCGAUUAUUUUGACCUAAUGUCAGUUUAAUUUCUUGAAGUAUCUGUUGUGUAACAAGAAAGUGGUCAGGUCUCUUGACGGUGGCUGAGGUCUUGGCUCCCCAGCUGGGCAUAGAAGGCCUCAUUUAGAGGAAAAAGCUACAAAUUCUUAAUGGCUUAAUACAUUUCAACAUGACAGCACUCAGAUUUUAGAACAACGUACCAUUCAGACGUAAAGCAAACAGCAGGCUGCUCUCUUUAUCAUCCUCUUCAAAUAUUACAGUACCUGCACGACUUAGUCCAAUAGAGGAUCUAGUUCUUUCAGAUGCCACUUCUUUCUUCUUUUCUCUCUGUAAAUAGUAUAUUCUGGUAGGGUUUUGAUUACACGCUUGGCCUUCAGUUCUGUGUUGUUUUUAAUUUGACUCUUGAAUGUUUGCAUUUGAAAGGGGCCUUGUCUCACAACUCCGUUUCUGUUAAAACUAUUUCAAGGACAAGCUACAAUCCUUUUAUGUAAAUACUAGCUAAUGUUGUUUAAUGUUGUUUGUAAAAACAAGAAAAUUUUGGAAAGAAAACACAAGCGAUACACCACCAAUUAAAGUGCAUAAUAACAUACAGUGAUCUAUUGAGUAUAUUUGCUGCACAUUACAGGAGAAUGGAUUCUGAACAGAAAGCAAUCUAUGAUAAACUUAAUAGCGGUUGUUAACAAGAGUUUAAUAAAACACAUUACCACACUACAUAAUGUUUCCUGGGUAAGUAAUUUUAUAAAAGGUGUUGCUUAAAGUGUAAUCUCCCAGAGACAAUAAAUAAUGAAUCACUUUCCAAAA